Molecule: messenger RNA, 1707 nt
Organism: Neomonachus schauinslandi (Hawaiian monk seal)
Lineage: Eukaryota; Metazoa; Chordata; Mammalia; Carnivora; Phocidae
Gene: CPNE7
Product: copine 7
Exons: 15
Coding region: 1-1707 (568 amino acids)
Biological process (GO): cellular response to calcium ion
Cellular component (GO): plasma membrane
Molecular function (GO): calcium-dependent phospholipid binding
Source: RefSeq, a predicted model, not a curated record
AUGAGCGCGGGCUCGGAGCGCCGGGCGGCGGCGCCCCGCGCCUCCAAGGUGGAGCUGCGUCUCAGCUGCCGGCACCUGCUGGACCGCGACCCGCUCACCAAGUCCGACCCCAGCGUGGUGCUGCGGCUGCGGUCCCAGAGCCAGUGGGUGCAGGUGGACAGAACUGAGGUGGUCAGGAGCAGCCUGCACCCCGUGUUCUCCAAGGUCUUCACGCUCGACUACUACUUUGAGGAGGUACAGAAGCUGCGCUUUGAGGUCUAUGACACGCACGGACCCAGCAGUCUUGGCUGUCAGGACGAUGACUUCCUUGGAGGCAUGGAGUGCACCUUGGGGCAGAUCGUCGCGCAGAAGAAGAUGACCCGCGCUCUGCUGCUCAAGUUCGGCAGGAACGCCGGCAAGUCCACCAUCACGGUGAUCGCUGAGGACAUCUCCGGGAACAAUGGCUACGUGGAGCUCUCCUUCAGGGCCCGGAAGCUGGAUGACAAGGACCUCUUCAGCAAGUCGGACCCCUUCCUGGAGCUCUACCGGGUCAAUGAUGAUCAGAGCGAGCAGCUGGUGUACCGGACAGAGGUGGUGAAGAACAACCUCAGCCCCGUGUGGGAGCCUUUCAAGGUGUCCCUGAGCAAUCUGUGCAGCUGUGAGGAGACACGGCCUCUGAAGUGCCUCAUCUGGGAUUAUGACUCCCGCGGAAAGCACGACUUCAUCGGGGAAUUCUCCACCACCUUUGAGGAGAUGCAGAAAGCUUUCGGGGAGGACCAGGCCCAGUGGGACUGCGUGAAUGCCAAAUACAAGCAGAAGAAGCGUCAUUACAAGAACUCUGGGGUGGUCAUCCUGGCAGACCUGAAGUUCUACAGGGUUCACUCGUUCCUGGACUACAUCAUGGGUGGCUGUCAGAUCCACUUCACGGUGGCCAUCGACUUCACGGCCUCCAAUGGUGACCCCCGGAACAGCUGCUCUCUGCACUAUAUCAACCCCUUCCAGCCCAACGAGUACCUGCAGGCUCUGGUGGCCGUGGGGGAGAUCUGCCAGGACUAUGACAGUGACAAGAGGUUUUCUGCUUUGGGGUUUGGAGCCCGAAUCCCUCCCAAGUAUGAGGUGUCCCAUGACUUUGCCAUCAACUUCAACCCUGAGGACGAUGAGUGUGAAGGAAUCCAGGGUGUGGUGGAGGCCUACCAGAACUGCCUGCCCAGGGUCCAGCUCUACGGUCCCACCAACGUGGCCCCCAUCAUUUCCAAGGUGGCCCGCAUGGCCGCGGCCGAGGAACACACUGGGGAGGCCUCCCAAUACUACAUUCUGCUGGUCCUGACCGAUGGUGUGGUGACCGACAUGGCUGAAACACGGGAGGCCAUCGUGCGUGCCUCCCACCUGCCCAUGUCCAUCAUCAUCGUGGGGGUGGGCAACGCCGACUUCACGGAUAUGCAGACCCUGGACAGGGACGACGGCAUCCUGCGCUCCCCGCGGGGCGAGCCAGCUCUCCGAGACAUUGUGCAGUUCGUGCCCUUCCGGGAGCUCAAGAGCGCGUCCCCGGCAGCGCUGGCCAAGUGCGUGCUGGCCGAGGUGCCCAGGCAGCUGGUGGAGUACUACAGCUACAAGGAGCUGCCCCCGAGAGGCGACAGCACCCACGCCCGAGAGGCCGGCCCCCCCGAGAGGGCCGGGCAGCCGGGAGUGCGGCCAGUCUCUGUCUCCAGCACCCUCGAGGUCCCUUAG